CACGAACCAAAUACUCACAUCAUCUAUCAUACCCUCUUAAAGUGACAGCUGCAUACCUACUAUCCGCGAUAUAGCGCAAUAAGUAUUUCAAUUUAGGCGCAGGACUAUCAGGGUUUACAGCUUGAGGCUCACCUACCGGCUGAAAUACCUAUUCACCUUUCUUAGCGCCCUACGCGUCAUCAGUAAUACUCUAGCCUCAACAUUCAAACCGUCGCCUUCGACGGACGGAGUCGCUCCAACACAUCGAGCCACUCCAUCUCCGGUGGUCAAAAGCUUCGACGACAACAAAUUCUUGCUGGCCCCGCCACAAUUUCUCCCUGAAUUGCUGUUUCCUUUCUCGAUAUUGUGGUUACAACCGACUGACCAGACCGGCCGUGUCAGCGACCGCACUUCUUACGCGCCGUGUUUAUGCCUCGUCGUGUAUUCCCUCAUCGCCACUCUGUAUUAUCCACCGGGUUCUCCGUAUUCUUCUUGUUUGUGCGGGAGUCCAUCACCCACACAACAUUGUCUGUCGGAAUCACGCGCAGCAACACUGCCAGGUCUUUGGAGCCUCAACCCAGCUGUACAUGUGACGAUCACUCGACACUUGCCUGACACAUAUGUUCUCUCGCCUCUUGGUUGCGUUCAGCCGUCUUGCCGGACCUUCGCGGACAUCGGGCCUGCUGGGUUGACAUAUUAUACCAAUACCCCCAUCCUCACACCCUUUCGCAGUACCCUUUGUUGCAAAUAGCGCCGAGGGUUAUUACUUAGAUCGUCAUGAAGCCUGUUGCCACAUCGCCUGAACAGCUCACCUCACAGGUACAUCGGCUGUCGUUCGCUUCACCCCGUCUCGAGAACGCUGGCUGUUUAGCUCCGGGCGAGGAUGUCAACAGAUCCUACCCUGCGAUGUUCGUGACCACUGAUGCCCGAUCUGCAGCCAGCCCAAUCGCCCCCAGCAACCCUCAAGAGGUAGCCUGCCUGAACUUUGCGACUGGUGACGUUUGCUCAGGCUCAUCGCUUAGGACAAGCGCUGUCAGUUGUAUCAGACUGCGAAGUGCCCUUCUUUCGCCCUCCCUCGAGGACCUGCCAAACGAGGUUUUGUUUCACAUUAUGGGUUUCCUGGACGUCAACGACCUUCUGUCAACGUCGAGAACGAGCCAUCUCCUUCGCGAUAUUUCUCAAGCCCCUAUUUUACACCAUUAUCGGCUUCAGCGAGCCCGAAUUAACCUUCCAUCACGCCUAUCGUCACCAUCUCGUCCAACACUGGCUGAUCUCAUUGCUCGUUCAAUCUUCAUGACACAUACUUCCAUAGUUUCUCGAAAGUUAGCCCGAUCCUUGGUAUCAAUCCGAUUGUCUCGCCGCUUGGCAGCCAGACCCUCGGCCGCAGCCUUGGUUGAGCGUUCUGUUUUACCCAAGGAGUGCGUGCCUGGUAUGACGUCAGUGCAUGUGGCGCCAGCAAUUGUCGCCAAGAAGAAGGCAAUCGAGAAAGAGAGAGUUAAGGACGGAUUGCGACAGUGGAUCGCGUCGAGAUGGAAGCGUGAAGUCAAAGAGCGCCAAGAUGGCGUAAGAAAAUGGGAGGAGAGCCGUGGCAUAGGACGCGUGUGGCGCCUCCGUAAGUUUUGGGAAAGAGUUAGUCGUGGCGAGGAGCGAGACAGUGCUUGGUAAGUCAGUGAUAUCAACUUCUAUGAGGUGAAUCGUUGUAAGGUCGCGUUUGCAAUCAUGCAUGAAGGACCACUAUAGUUCGGUUCUGUAUUGGUCACAGUUCUGACAGGGAGACGUCAGCGGUAGUAGUGGCUUUCGUCCUGUCGGCAGGAUUACUUGUAUGAUACAUUAUGUACGAUGUGGUGAUGUUACAAAAUCGACGAACUCCGUUAUGUGUACCGGGCCAUGUGAAGGCGAUCGGCGAACCCCUCACGAGUGGUAUCUUUCUAUCAUGCAUGGUUAUGCACAAAGUCCCUUUUGCUCAGGCUGUACGAAACCUGAAACCAUCCCAAUCAUCAUCUUCUUCGUCCUCCUCCUCAUCGUCGUCCUCUUCCUUCUCUUCAAUAGCUGGCGUGUCCAGAUUCUCUUUGCCCAAGCUUGGAGGUUUUCCAGUGCCAUUUUCUUGGCUGAAGCUUUCACUACGUUUCCGUAGGGCUUCCCUCUUGU
Molecule: messenger RNA, 2127 nt
Organism: Fusarium verticillioides 7600
Lineage: Eukaryota; Fungi; Ascomycota; Sordariomycetes; Hypocreales; Nectriaceae
Exons: 2
Coding region: 757-1644 (295 amino acids)
Molecular function (GO): protein binding
Source: RefSeq, a predicted model, not a curated record